CAAAUAAAACACACGAAGAAGAAGCCCCAGCAGCAGGCUGUAUGAUGCUCAUUCUGCGCCAACAUGAAGGCUCCCGGGGCAGAUUAUGCCUUACACUUUAAAGAAUAAGCCUUGUUACUUCUGCAAGCGCUGAAUCCUCUUCCUGGACUCAAGUAGAUGCAACACCGAAUCCAUACCUUGGUCCUGCAGAAUGUCCAAGAUCAGGCGGAAGGUAACAGUGGAGAAUUCAAAAACCAUAUCUGACAGCAGCAGCAGCACCACAACCAGCACCACCAGCAACCCCGCCGCCCCGUCCCGCCGGCCCAGCGUGUUUGAGAGACUCGGCCCCAGCACUGGGAGUAAUGCUGCUGAUAGUCACUGUAGAAAUUGGCUGAAGACCGGUAAUUGCAGUUACGGCAACACUUGUCGCUACACACAUGGCACUCAGCCGCGAGGCAAAGGAUUUAGCUUCAGUCGGUCAGCCGAGAGACCCACAGGUGAUCUGCGGGAGAGGAUGAAGAAUAAAAGACAGGAUGCUGACCCAGAAAACCUGAAGCGAGACCUAGACGAGCCCACAUCCCCCACAGUGAGACAGAGAGAUUCCUCCAGAGGCCGACACAGAGAAAAGGAGGAUAUAAAGAUAACAAAGGAGCGCACCCCAGCAAGCGAAGAAGAGCCCACAGAGUGGGAAGCAACCCGUGAAGACUCAGAUAUCGGUGACUACGACUACGAGUUAUCUCUAGAAAUGAAGCGUCAGAAGAUCCAACGAGAGCUGAUGAAACUGGAGAACCUGGAAAAGAGGGAGGAGAUCGUCAUCAAAAAAGACGAGGCCCCGUCCAAAACGAGAGCCACUGCCAUGCCUAAAGCUUCCCCAGAGCAGUUGAGCAACAGAGAGUCACCCCCAUCCAGGAAGUCCAGCGGAUCCCCAAAACACAAAGGUGGAACAAAAGGCCCGGGAUCUGGGAAGAAGGAGAAGAAGGCGCCCGUGGCCUCGCCUGUUUCAGAGACUGCCAGGUCCUCAAAAGGCAGCCACGGUAAGAAGAAAGGCCCCCGCACCCCCAGUCCUCCGCCCCCGGUCCCUUUGGACAUCCCCGUGGUCGGGAAGAAGCACAAAGGCAAACACAAAAACAAGGAGAAGUCUGAGGAGAAGCCGAAGGAGGGGAAAGACCGAGGCCGGGACAUGGAGAAACACAAAGAGAAGAAGGAGAAACGGAGGGACCGAUCGGACAGCUCCCACAAGGCCAAGCGGUCGGUGACAUCAGAGGAGCGCUCCGGCAGCGUGUCAUCUCACCCGACGUCGCCUCCAUCCAGGAAGAAAUCCGCCUCUCCAAAAGCCUCGUCGCAUAAGACGUCUGCGCUGGUUUCUCCUCCUCACAGGUCACCUUCUCCUCCACGCCGCCAGCACACCCCCACUCCCCCCCGCCAUCACUCCCCCUCCUCUCACUCCGGUUCCUCUGCUCAGCGGCACUCUUCCUCCCCUCGUCGCCGCCGCUCCUCCUCCCCGGCCUACCACCGGAGCUCUGCAGCCGCGGCCUCUGCCUCCCCACCUCUGAGCAGCUCCCGUCGUUCCCCGUCGCCGCCACCCUCUCAAGACGCCUCCUCGCCUCACCGCCAGUCCGACAGGUCGACCCCCAGCAGGCGCCACUCCAGAGGCCGUGAAAGGAGCAGGGGGGAGAGAGAGAGGAGUCCGCCCGCUCAGGAGCGCAGACACGAGCGCAGAGAUGAAAGCCGCAGCAAGCGAGAGAAGGACAGCAUCCGUGACGACCGGGACUACGACUCCGAGCAGGUCUCAUCUCGUGAUACUCGCGACGACCGGGAGACCAGAGAGUCCCGAGAGCGAAGGGACACUCGCGACAGAGGAAGAGAAGCCACCCGAGAGUCUCGAGACCACCGGGACAACAGAGACCUGAAAGACUCCAGAGAGAGCCGCACCGAGACCCGCUCCAGCCGGGAGUCGCUGGAGAUCCGUGACCGGGAGCGGGAACGAGAGAGGGAGCGGGAGAAGGAGAGGGAGAAGGAAAGAGAGCGAGAGAAGGAGAGAGAGAGGGAGAGGACUGAAGCGCACAGAAAGGAAGAGGCCGCUCAGGAGGAGAGGAGUUACGGGAGAGGACACGGGCGGGAGGAAGGAGGGAGAGCCGAGGGGAGGACGGAGACGAGGGUGGACAGAACGGAGAGGAACGGGCGAGGGAGAGGGAGAGUGAAUGAAGCGACUGAAAAACCCUCAACCAGAAACUCCAGAGGAUCCCAACUGGAGAGCAGUCACGACAGCUGGGAGUCUCGCAGCAGCGCCGUGCGUGAACGCAGCGUGGAGAGGAGCACGGAUCGUAGUGCGACAGAGAGGAGCUCCGAGAGAGGCUCAGACCGAGACCGCUACGAGGGUGACAGGAGAGGAGAGCCGGCGCGGGACUCCUCCUACGACCGGAGAGGAGGACACGGAGAGAGGGAUCGCAGAGACAACAGAGAGAGAGAUCAGAGAGCGGCCUCUCCGAACAGACACCAGGGGAGGUCAGAGGACUCCGAGAGGGAGGACAGGAGGGAGGAGCGCAGGACAGACGACAGACGGGACGACAGAACCCGAGACCGGGAGCGAGACCGGGAGAGAGAGCGGGAAAGGGAGAGGGAGAAGGAGAAGGACAGGGAGCGAGAGAGGGAGAGGGAAAAGGAGCGGGAGAAGGAGAGGGAAGCCGAGAGGGAGCGGGCCCGGGAGAGAGAGCGGGAACGGGAGAGGGAGAGGGAGCGCGAGAGGGAGAGGGAGCGAGAGAGGGAGCGGGAGCGAGAGGAGCGGGAGAGAGAGAGGGAAGAGAGGGAACGGGAACGGGAGAGGGAGAGGAAGGAGCGGGACAGGGAGAGGGAGAGAGAGAGGGAGCAAAGGGAGAGGGACAGGCAGAGGGAAUGGGAGGAGAGAGAGAGGGGGCGGGAGGAGAGAAGGGAGAGGAGGGAGGACACGAGGGAGGAACGACCAGUGAGAGACACCCGGGAUGAUCGCAAGACAAGUCGUAAGAGAACGAGGGUGGAGAGCAGCCCGAGCCCGCGGCCGUCACCCAAGCGAGCGACGCGGGACCUCAGCCCGGCGGACAGCGACGGCUACAACAGCGCAGAGGAGAAAAGUGAGCGCUUGAUUGGCCGAGGGCAGGCCAAGCUCCACCCACCGCCCCUCCUCCCCAGCCCUGUGUGUCCGCCUUCAUCUGACAGCGACAAGCAUCGUCUCCUGAGCCAGGUGGUGCGUCCCCAAGAGCCGCUGCUUCGCUCUCCUCCGAGAUCCACCCCAGACGAGAAGCCCGUCCACUGGAAGGACGAGGAGCGCAGAGGAGCCGUGGACAAAAGGGAAGCGCGAGGCCGCCUGGAGGACGUGGAGCCCCGCGCGGAGAGAGUCAGAGCGGCCGACAGACGAGGAGAGCACCUCGCAGACGCUCCUCCCGACACUCGCAGCAGAGGCAGAGUUGAGCGGGAAGCCACGCCGCCGCCGCCUCCUCCUCCUCCUCCUGCUGCUAGCGUCACCACUGGCAGCGAGGACCGAGACAUUGCCGGCUCCCAGACUCAUGAAGACGGCAAAAAGAAGACAAAGUCUCAGAGGAGGGGCUUGAAGAAGGGUCGGAAAGAAGAUGAUGGUGGCGUUGGGAACGUCUUGGUUGCAGCAGCAGCAGAUCGUUUCAACCCCGAGCCUCCUGCAGAGGCACCGCCGCCUCUUCACUCCCUGAGGAAAGGAGCCAAGAAGAAGAUGCUGGAGCGGAAGAAACGAUCCCGAGGAGGAGAAUCUGACGUGUCUGACGAGGAUUCAUCUGCUCAUCAGCCGCACAGUAAGAGGAAGAGAGGACCUCGCACGCCACCGCCCUCCAUGAGGCCUGAUCAUCGUGGCGCUGGAGCAACCACAGAGCCGUCUCCGCUCCCCAAAAUGGACAAUUUCAGCGACUGGUCUGACGAGGAGGACACAGACAGGGCAGGACCUCUGGACGCACAGCCUCCGCCCGCUGCUGCUGCCCCUCCUGAGAGAGCUCCAGCUGAGCCUCUCCGGAGAGGUGCUGCUCGAGCGGGCAGGGACCGAGAGAGGUGCAACCCUCCUCCGAUCGCACCUCUCCUCCCUCAGGACCCCCCGGCGCUGCUGCCAACUCUCACCCCCCAGCCGCUCAUGUCCCAGCCUCUGCUCCGGAAGCCUCCUCCCGAGCAGACGCGCAGCAGCAGCAUGGGGAGCAACCAGAGCCGCACGUCAUCCAGACGAUUGCGAUCGCCUUCCAACGAGUCCGCCAACAGAGAGGACCCACAAGGUCCCAGAGCCCGCCGCGGGAGGCUGCAGGGGACCAACUCUCGGGACAGAGAGAGGGAGAGAGAACGAGAGAGGGAGAGAGAGAGGGAGCAGGCCAGAGAGAGGCAGGCGGUGACUGAUCCACCAAGCGCUGAGAGGAAGUCUCGAAUCGACCAGCUGAGGAGGGGAGAGCCGAGCCGCAGCACCUCCUCAGACCGGCAGGAUUCCCGCAGCCACAGCUCCAGACGCAGCUCCCCCGACUCAGAGCGACAGGCAAGGUCCCGCGCCGGCUCCUACGACAGCCGUGAGCGCGAGAGAGAGAGGGAGCCCUUUGAGCGGGAGCGAGACCGUGAAAGAGACAGGAAGGACCUGCGCCCUCAGCAGCAACAGCAGCAGCAGCAGCAGCAGCAGCCGCUCCUCCUCCAGCAGCCGUUGCAGCCACAGAGAGACUGGGAGCCCGAGCCCAGGGACUGGCCCAGCAGGGGGCGGGAGCCUCUGCUGAUGCGUCCUGGUCGGGAACCUCUCCUCAGGGAGCGGGACCUCAGAGACAGAGAGCGCUUACUCCCUGAGGGACUCAUCCAGCAGCACGAGCGGGAACGAGAGAGGGAGCGGGAGAGGGAUGGCAGAGGAGGCGAUCGGGAACGAGAGAGGAUGAUCAUGAUGGAUCUACCGCCACACGGGGAUCCUAGAGCUCCAGGACGAGGGGACCUGAGGGGGGAUAUGAGAGGGGACAUGCGAGGAGACAUGAUGAGGCAGGACAGGAGCGAGUACGAGCCUCUGCUGCCGAGAGAAGCCUUCAGCCCUCUGGAGACGGAGAAGCCGAACAGUCACCACCUGAUGGGAGAGCACCGUGAGCUGGAGAAGACGGACAGCUUGGACGGAGAUGAAGACGGGAAAGAGGACGACGGGCAGUCUGUCCCAUCUGUGGGUGAGGAGUACGAACCGAUCAGUGAUGACGAGCUGGACGAGAUCCUGGCCGACAGUCAGAAAAAAGAGGAUCAGCAGGAGGAUGAAAAGAUUUCAGGUCCUCUGGAUGUGAUCGACGUGGACUGGUCCAGCUUGAUGCCCAAAAAGAAGCAGGAGCCCCGUGCUGCAGGGGCUGCACUGCUCCGCUUCACCCCAGGGGCCGUGCUCCUCAGGGCGGGGAUCUCCAAGCGGCUUGCCGGGCCUGAGCUCCUGGAGAAGGUGAAGGAGGUGUGCAAGACGGAGCUGGACGACCCUAAAGACGCUGAGAAGCUGUUUGAGCACGACCUGGGCGCUCUGAAUAUGGCGGCUCUGAACAGGCGGGUGGAAAGAGCAGGUUUGCUGACCAACAUCGGGCCCUGCUGCAAGGCCUUGUGUGCCCGCAGGGACUUCGCCAUCCGCCGGCAGCUGCUUAAAAAUGAAAAGGGCCUGACCAAACAGUACCCCGCUACCCCCGUCGUCGACACAGAGCUCCUGCAGAUGAGCAUGCGCCUCUUCAGAAGGACCAUGGCGGGCCAGACCUCGGCACCAGAGAGGUCUGACGCGGGCCCGGCGCCUGCUGCGGACGCUCCCGCAGCCAGUAGUGGUAGUAAGGUUAGCACAGUGCAGCCGGAGGUGUGUGUAUCCUGAGAGAGUCUGACCCCCUAACUCUCCCCUGACUCUGUCCCGUCUCAUUUCCUUUUUUAAGUCAGGAGAGGAAUAAAGAAGCAUAGAAGUGUUGUGAAUCAGUUACGCUUUACAUGUCUUUAGAUGAUGAUCUGCAAAUGCUGUGCCAUAGACUACCGGACAUUUUAGCCUAUCUAUGGAGGUGUGAUGAAUCAUGUACACAAAGCAGAAACACACCUGAGUGACGUUUUCUUUUGGUGCUUUGGUUCUGUUUUAGCGCUGCUUUUUAACAGUCAGUGUGCCCCUGCCUAACCGAGCUCACAUGUUUUGCUUUGUCGUGCAUUAAAAUGGUUAGAUGUUGAUUUCUGUAACGGGUCUUUUGCUUUGUGCGGCCUUUAAAUCACCCGAUGUUUACUCCUCCUGUUUGUUUACGACAUAUUUCAAAACAUCUGCAGAGCAAAUCUAGAAGGUUUGCUGCAGAUGGUUUCUGAUGAACACUGAAGCAUCCUGCGGGGACUUGAUUGAACAUUUCCAAGCACUGCCAAACUAUUCCUACAUUGAAUGUACUUUGUUAGAACUGUCGGGGGAACAGGAAUGCUUUUAUGCCUGAUGUGUUUUGAAUGGUUUGGCAAUGUGUCCUUGAAAUAAUACUGAACUGAAGAGUCCCAGAUCUCCAACACUGCCCUGAUGAACUCACUCACCCUCACACAGCGUACAUAAAAAAAUGACUGACAUAACUAAUUUCAGCUCCUCAUCACAUUUCUGUCUCCCUGUGAGUGACCCUCCACAGCCCCAAUAAAAAGACUUGAACAGGCGGAUAAACUGAACCUCUGGGAUGUGUUAAUUCAACACUUGAAAAGAGCAGGUUGUGCAUGCUGUUGGACGAUAAAUGCGAUGGACAAACCAGCUUCAGGGACAUAAUAAGAGGGGUAAUCUUAGAGCUCUGGACUCCAUCUCUUUGUAUCCAUGCAGCUAUGAAUCUAAAUGACACUGAGCUCUGAAGCAGCUCGCCAUGCAAACACUUUUCAGACUCCAGGUCGAUUUUUCAAACUGUGUAAGGAGCGAUAUCUAGUUUAAUGAUGUAUUUUUUUACUUUAUAAUAAAUGUGAAAUGCCUUUUUA
This is a messenger RNA of Notolabrus celidotus (New Zealand spotty), 6909 nucleotides long. RefSeq names its product zinc finger CCCH-type containing 13 (gene zc3h13). The record is from RefSeq and is a predicted model, not a curated record. Gene Ontology annotation, cellular component: RNA N6-methyladenosine methyltransferase complex. Lineage: Eukaryota; Metazoa; Chordata; Actinopteri; Labriformes; Labridae. The transcript has 20 exons. Gene Ontology annotation, molecular function: metal ion binding. Bases 191 to 5812 code for a protein of 1873 amino acids.